Messenger RNA from Callorhinchus milii (elephant shark), 1665 nucleotides. RefSeq names its product sarcoglycan, delta (dystrophin-associated glycoprotein) (gene sgcd). Gene Ontology annotation, biological process: heart contraction; cardiac muscle tissue development. The transcript has 8 exons. Gene Ontology annotation, cellular component: sarcolemma; sarcoglycan complex. Lineage: Eukaryota; Metazoa; Chordata; Chondrichthyes; Chimaeriformes; Callorhinchidae. Bases 331 to 1206 code for a protein of 291 amino acids. The record is from RefSeq and is a predicted model, not a curated record.
AGGAGGGAGGGUGACUGAUCAAGCAGACGCCUUAGUGCUGUGCUGCCCUUUGGAACCUUACCAGAGAGUUGUAAAUCAAACUGCUCGGGUUGAGCAGAAUUUAGUCAUGGAGUGAUUUCUCAGUCAGCAGUUAGUUGCAAGCGCUUCGCACAGGACUCAGGAAAUUCUUCAGGCCUGUGGUUAGACUUGGCUGGGUAUAGACGGGUGGAAAAUCCUGAGUCCUUCUGCCAGCGCGGCUCACAUGCUGUUUGUUGGUAAGACACUGCACUGUUAAGAGAUUCCUAACACACCCAGGCUGCCUCCUGUCAGGCUGCAAAGCAGAAAAGCAAGAUGACACAGGAACAGUAUUCGACAACUCAACGAAACAACAUCCAGACCUCAGAAAACCAAUAUGUGUACAAAGUUGGGAUUUACGGCUGGCGAAAGCGGUGCCUUUACUUUUUUGUCCUCCUCCUAAUGAUUCUGCUGCUGGUGAAUCUCGCUCUGACUAUAUGGAUCUUGAAGGUCAUGAAUUUCACAACAGAUGGCAUGGGGAACCUGAGAAUCACUGACAAAGGCCUGCGGUUAGAAGGUCCCUCCGAGUUUUUGGAGACUUUGUAUGCCAAAGAAAUCCGAUCCAAAGCAGACAGAUCGCUUUACUUGCAGUCUUCUAAAAAUGUUACAGUGAGCGUCCGUAAUGAGCAGAAUGAGAUUGUUACCCAGCUAAUUACAGGGAGCGAAGCUGUGGAGGCACACGGCAAGCGGUUCGAGGUGAACUCAAACACGGGGAAGCUGCUGUUUUCGGCAGAGGAGGGUGAAGUGGUUGUCGGCGCUGAACGCUUAAGAGUUUUAGGUGCAGAAGGAGCCGUGUUUGAUAGUUCUCUCGAAACACCACAUAUCCGGGCUGAACCUUUCAAACAGUUACGACUGGAAUCGCCCACACGCUCUCUCAUAAUGGAGGCACCAAAGGGAGUGGAGAUCGAUGCAGAGGCGGGUGACUUGAAAGCUCUUUGUCGAAAUGAGCUGAAAUUGGAAUCUGAAGAUGGUGAGAUCAUUCUGGACGCCAGGAAUAUAAAAUUACCGAGACUACCUAAAGGCACGUACACACCCUCAGCAACUGGCCGACAGAAUGUCUUUGAGGUUUGUGUCUGCCCCAAUGGAAGACUCUUUCUCUCACAAUCUGGGACAGGCUCCACGUGCCAGAUAAACAACAGCAUUUGUCUAUAAGAGGAGAACAAUGAACCCACACAUGAGCGCUACGUCCCGUCAGCAGCUCUGAGGUCUUUUUCGGAUACAAAAUGGUACCCCACGAGGGAACUGUAUGACAGCUUGGUUGCUGUCUGCAUCGUGGAAGAAGGCCUCUUAAACGGACACUUUGAGCUGACUGCAUUUGUCCUCCCCUUUUCAAUAUGACGUUUCAGUAUAGGGGAGACAAAUGAAAAACCAUCUAUACUGGGACGUGUUCCAACCAACAUCUCUGUUCAAAGAGGGAGAUGAAAGAACGCCUUUGCCUUAACUGAAUGCACUCAGCAAGGAAAGCACAUUAUUUUUCAUUUUUAUGGGUGUUAUUAGGAGUGCACCGAUUACAAAACACACGGCUUGCAAGGUUGAAACCCUAAUAUGUAUCGGAUGCAAAAAUCCAGUGAUUAACCGUAUUCGGAGUGUCUCGAGGAACUCAGUUGAGAA